AUGGGUUCUUCAUUUCUUUCUCGUAUGCCGAAUUUAAAAUUUCUUCGAGUAUCAUUACUUGACUCGACUCAAAAUCCUUUACAAUCAGUAUCAUGUCGAAUUACUCAUCUAGUUCUACUACUUCGUUCAGAUUGUUCCAUAUCAGAACUCCGAGUAUUUUUUGCUACUUGUUGUUCAUAUAUAGAAAAUUUAAUUGUUCAACCAUAUAUUACGAAUAAUGGUCGAUCAACAUUGAUGGUAAGUAAGCACGAAUGGACAAACAUUCUUCCAUCUCGAGUUACUUGGUUUUAUUUGAAAACAAAAAAUGCAUAUCAUCAUAAGUUAUCUAAUGUGCAUCUAAAUUCAAAAUUAUAUGAUCAGAUUAGAUUAAUGCAUAAUGAACAAGAUGGUCAUCAUUGUCAAGUAAUUAUUGAAGAACCAUUUUCACGUAUAUGGUAA
Messenger RNA from Adineta steineri, 438 nucleotides. Lineage: Eukaryota; Metazoa; Rotifera; Eurotatoria; Adinetida; Adinetidae. The record is from the annotation of a GenBank genome assembly.